GCACAGCUGCUCUGAAGGCAAACACAAGAGCCUCUGUUCAUUAACGAUCCGGGGAGGCGGCUGGUGUUUGAGAAACAGCAAGAGAGUUGUCGGCUCCUCUCCGUUUAGCAGGGGCCUGAGUUGCAGCGAUUGGCAGCGGAAAAGUUUCUACCGCCAGGAGCUCAGGGAUAACCCCUCUGGAAUGGGAUUGUUGCUUAUCCGUAGCCUCCUUUCAGUCUGGAAACAGCUGUAACCUGAAGAAGCCCUGAGAGAAUUCACAAGACAUUUCUGUGGUAACCGGUUGGCCUCGGACAAAAUGGCUGCUGAGCACAGAAUACCAUGUGGCUUGGGGGCCAAGUUCCAAAUGCCACUAAAGCAGGAGGGGCUGUUAGAGAGGGAAGGGGGAGAGCCAGAGGGGGCAGGCCUCGUUCUGGGUCUAAAAACGGAAGCGCUGGAGGUGGCGAGCCCUGCUUUGGGGGAUGAAAUGGAGGAACUGGGGUCGGUAGACUCCAGAACGGAAGAGGUAAUAGAGAGACUGAAAGGGGCAGGCCCAAAGCUGGAAGAAAAAAUGGAGGAACAGGAGGUAGAAGACCCCAUAUUGCGGGAUGAGUGGGAGAAAGCUCCUGGUGUCCCUCAGGCUGAGGGCUCUGGAGAUUCUGUACCACGAUGGCAAGACCAAGUUCAACAGAGCCCUGAACUGGGGCUGCUUCCACUGAGAGACACCCGAGAGAGGCAGACAGUCCCCCAACGAGUAGCAUCUCCUGGCUCUGACAGCAGGACUCCCCAGGUUCUGAAGUCUUCUUGCCUGGAGGGCACUCGGACUCCUCCAACCUUCUUCAGAAGAGAGGCAGGCAGCAGCCAGUGGCCCUCAGAGGAGCAGGAGGCCCUGACCCAGGCAGGGCUUGGUGAGGAGGCCUCUAAGAUGGAGGAUUUCUCUAAGAAAAUGAAGGAAGAGGUCCCGGAUGAGGACAUGGUUGUCUCGGAGAUUCAGCGGCAGCACUUCCGGCAGUUCUGUUACCAUGAGGCCGAGGGACCCCGCGAGGCCUGCAGCCGCCUCUGGUUCCUCUGCUGCCGGUGGCUGAAGCCGGAGAGGCACACCAAGGAGCAGAUCUUGGAGCUGCUGGUCCUGGAGCAAUUCCUGGACAUCCUGCCGCCAGAGAUCCAGAGCUGGGUCAUGGAAAGCUGCCCGAAGACUUGCGCCCAGGCGGUGACCUUGGCGGAAGGGUUCCAGCCAAGGAAUCGGGUAUCAGAGGGCCAAGAUGAGCAGGUCAAGGGGAUGCUAAAAGAAGAAAUCCCGAAUUUCCUCAAGGCAGAGCAGGCUUCGUUGCAUGGUGAGGCAAAGCGAGUCUCCAGAGAGGCCAAGCCUGAGGACGGCUCUGGGGGUACAAACUUGAUGGCAGGAGAACCACUGCUGACUGCGAUUGAGGACGAAGGAAGCAAACGGCGUGGCGGUUCUGAUGAGGAUGAAACCAAUGGGGUUCCGAUGGGCAGCACAGUAGAGGAAGGUUCCCAAAGUGAGGAGCAGACGGAAGCUUCUGGAAGUUGGCAAGGGCCAGAGGAUCCUCAGAGGAGUUCCCCAGGUGGAAAAAUAGAAAAGCUUCACAAAAGUGAGGAGUCUCCAGGGGAAAGUGCAGGCCAACUGAGAAUCCACACAGUAAAGAGUGAGCACAUGGAGAACGAGAGCAGCUUGGUGGAGAAUUCGGACAUAAUUGAAUUUAAGGUGACCCACACGGGUGACAUGCCGUAUAAAUGCUUGGACUGCGGGAAGAGCUUCAAUUACAGCACCAGCCUCGUAAGACACCAGAGAAUCCACACCGGAGAGAAACCGUACAAGUGCCUGGACUGCGGAAAGUGUUUCUGCCAAAGUUCAGGUCUCACCAUCCACCAGAGAAUCCAUGCCGGGGAGAAAGCCUAUCAGUGUCUGGACUGUGGGAAAAGCUUCCGCGUCAAGUCGCAUCUGAUCCGCCACUCCAUCAUCCACAAGGGAGAGAAGCCGUACAAGUGUCCUGAAUGCGGGGUUAGCUUCUGCGAAAGGUCAGAGCUGAGAAUCCACCAGAGGAUCCACACGGGGGAGAAACCGUACAAUUGCGCCGACUGUGGGAAAAAUUUCUGCCGGAAGGCGGACCUCACUCUCCAUCAGAGGAUCCACACGGGAGAGAUGCCGUACACGUGCCUGGAGUGCGGCAAAGGUUUCCGCUGGAGUUCCAACCUCAUUACCCAUCAGAAAACCCACACAGGGGUGAAACCCUUUGAGUGCACCGAGUGCGGGAAAAGCUACUACUCGAACAUGAGCCUGGUGAGGCACCAGAGAGUCCACACAGGGGGGACCCCGUACAUCUGCUCUGACUGCGGGAAGAGCUUCUGCGAUAGCACCAGCCUGACGAGGCAUCAGAAGAUCCACACAGGGGAGAAGCCGUACACCUGUGCGGAUUGCGGGAAAAGCUUCAACCGCAACUCCAACCUCAUUUCUCAUCAGAGGACACACACGGGAGCCAAGCCAUUCCUGUGCGUGGACUGCGGGAAAAACUUCCGCUCCAAAUCAGAGCUUCACAGGCAUUACACGGUCCAUGUGGGAGAGAAAAGUCGGGGGGGUGAGGCAGAGGUUCCUGCACCCGAGAGAACAAACAGCGACGAGAAAAACAGUGAACAGGAAGUUAUGAAUGAAUGAAUGAAUAGUGGGGGGGGGGGAGGAGAAAGCCUGCCAUAAUUAGAAACUUAGAUUGCUUGGUUUAUCACCCUGCGUAAUCCCCAUUAACUUUUUUUUUGUUUUUGCAAAGACUUUUAAAAGAUUUUCAAAAAACAACAGCCCAUGGCUUUGUGUUCCCAUCUUGAUAGAUAGGUAGAAAUCUAUGGCCUUCUGUGCCGCUAAAAACAUGUGGACGUCUAUCCUUGCUGCCAGUUUCCCCCUUAUCCUCUUCCUCCUUCGUCUCCUAAAUCUGAAACUCGAAGAACAAUAUUGUCCUUUUUGUAAAAAAAAAAAAAAAUGUGUGCGCUGAUGAAAUCAGGUGUCUGAUCUUUGCAUGUUCUUGAAUCUCAAGUUAACGCUUUGUUCUAAUAACACACUAAUCCUUUU
This is a messenger RNA of Heteronotia binoei (common prickly gecko), 3052 nucleotides long. RefSeq names its product zinc finger protein 397-like. Gene Ontology annotation, molecular function: DNA-binding transcription factor activity, RNA polymerase II-specific; RNA polymerase II cis-regulatory region sequence-specific DNA binding. The coding region runs from base 296 to 2647 and encodes 783 amino acids. The transcript is spliced from 4 exons. NCBI's taxonomy places the organism in Eukaryota, Metazoa, Chordata, Lepidosauria, Squamata, Gekkonidae. The record is from RefSeq and is a predicted model, not a curated record. Gene Ontology annotation, biological process: regulation of transcription by RNA polymerase II.